Messenger RNA from Aspergillus saccharolyticus JOP 1030-1, 1889 nucleotides. Its product is annotated as tRNA-splicing endonuclease subunit SEN54 family protein. Lineage: Eukaryota; Fungi; Ascomycota; Eurotiomycetes; Eurotiales; Aspergillaceae. The transcript is spliced from 3 exons. The record is from RefSeq and is a predicted model, not a curated record. The coding region runs from base 125 to 1501 and encodes 458 amino acids. Gene Ontology annotation, biological process: tRNA-type intron splice site recognition and cleavage. Gene Ontology annotation, cellular component: tRNA-intron endonuclease complex.
CUUCCCCGACUCAAAAAAAACCCCCCCAGUAGCUCCAUCUCGAGGUCCAGCUCUAAGCUACUCAUACCACCCUCCCAACAGAUCCCCAGCGCAUGCACCCGCGCAAACGGAUAGUCCACUCAUAAUGGCUGACGCCGACGAAGCAGCCAUCCACCUGCCCUCGCAGGAUGCGUCGGCGCACAUCGAAAUCGACCUCUCCGACGAGACACAGGACUUCCGCAUGCUAAGCAACAUAUCCUUCCUAACAGAUGGCUCCCAAGCAAGCAUCCCCAAACGCGGCGAGAAGGACUUCGAACCGAACCCGACCUUAUACCAGGCCGAUAUCCUCUCCGCCUCGCGACAGGCGAUGCACCACGCCCUCUCGCACCCGCGCAUCCACCACCCCAAGAACCAGAUCGUGGGGGUGUAUGCGCCUGACGGGCCGGCUCCUCCCCCGCAACGAACUACUACAUCAGUGGGGGGGCUAGAGUCGAUUGCGGAGGGGUCAGGGCCUGCGCCUGCGGAACCAUCACCCACGACAAUCACGACGAUAGGCAACGUCCACCCCGACGCCUGCGUUUACGUCGCGAACCCCAAGUCCAAUCUCUUCAAAACGAUCGGGCAGGCGGACCGAUGGAAUCGCAUCUGGCUGCUUCCGGAAGAGGCGUUGUUUAUGCUGGAGCGAGGGAGUUUGAAUAUCCGGUGGCCGCGGUCGGAGGUCGGUUUUGACGAGGAGGAGAUGGAUGGGAAUGGGGUUGAAGACUCGGGAAUCCCGAUGAGUUUGCAGGCUGCGUAUGCGGCGUUUGCAUCUCGAGGCGGGCUGAAUAGUGAGCGGUUCUCGGUGUACACGGGUCUGCGCCGGUUGGGGUAUACGAUCACAAGGGCUCCGGGGUGGGAUGAUGAUGCGGAGGAUACGACUGGCGAUGACGAGUCGACAUGCAAUGAGAAUGCCAGACAGCAGGGCGGUGGUGCUGGGUUGGUUGGUAUUUACUCGAGGUUCAUUAACUGGCUUUGUCCCCCGAGUACGAAUACGGCGUUGGGGCCUGUUGCGGGAGUUGGGUUUCACCGCAGUUAUGAUGACAUCUAUAGCAAACUGUCGAUUAUCCCCUGGUACGACCCGACUGCGACUCCCAAAGCAGAGAGGUCUCGUGCGCAAGCGCCCUACCGCGUUGUAUUCCACGUCUACAAACCCUCGACCCCGUUCAAGAAGUCUGCGCCUCCAGCCCCGGAUUUCCGCAUCGCCGUGGUGAACGCCCGCGCGCACACCUCCGUUCCCACCAUGUCGCAGCUGGGGGCGCUGCUCGAAAGCACCCCCUUGGACCCGCCCUCGAGCGAGAAGAUGAGCCGGCAGAUGUACAUGCGCCUGCGCCACGGAUACCGGAACGUGAUCCUGGCAGUUGUGGACGAAGGCGUUGUGAGCUACCUGCGGAUCUCGGAGGCAGCCUUUGGCAAGGAGAAACUUUACAAACAGAAGGCGUUGGGGAAUAAAAUUCAACACCGUCCGAAGCCGAAGGGGCGUUGAAUCUGUGUCAGCCAUCGCCUUUACAGAAGUUUACUGCUACCUGCAAUGCUUGGGUGCGAGCAUGUAUGUCUCCCCGUUGGGAGGAAUUCUCCACGUCGGACCCCAAGAUCCAGAGAUGGAUGGAUGGGGGCUGCAACAGGGGAUAUAGGUGAAUCUGCCAUCAUCUUUAGGGCAUCCGUCUAUUAUUGACAGAGCGGAUGCAGAUGCUCAGAUGGCUUCCGGUGCUGACCGGAGGGUGGCGGAGGCAGGCUGAGAGGGAAUGCGCCACUGUAGAAAUUGCUUGGUAUAUCAGUAAUAUCAACACAGGCCCUGCAAGCAACGCCGCCACUCUAUUGUAUAGCCUAUAUCUCAGACCCAGCCAAAAAGCAUGGACAUAAUCCGCAACUCC